AUGGCCGAGGCAGAAUUCCACCAUAGAGACGUCCUCAGGCCCCACCUCGAUCGCUUGCUGUCCUCUCGAGAUUACCCAAAGACCAUUUGUCCAUCGGAAGUCCCAAGAGCCUUGACGGCCGCAGAGCUCAGAGCCUGCGGUGCUUCCGACUGGCGAAGUCUCAUGCCCGCCGUUCGCGACAUACUCUGGAAUAUGCGAGAGAAGGGAGAAGUAGAAAUACUCCAGAAAGGAUCGUUGGUGCCUCAGGGUAUUGACUUAGGCGACGUCAAGGGUCCAAUACGUGCGAGAAAGGUCUCUUCAGCCCGAAGCUGA
Messenger RNA from Letharia columbiana, 312 nucleotides. RefSeq lists its product as uncharacterized. The record is from RefSeq and is a predicted model, not a curated record. Lineage: Eukaryota; Fungi; Ascomycota; Lecanoromycetes; Lecanorales; Parmeliaceae. The transcript has a single exon. Bases 1 to 312 code for a protein of 103 amino acids.